Molecule: messenger RNA, 5391 nt
Organism: Amphiprion ocellaris (clown anemonefish)
Lineage: Eukaryota; Metazoa; Chordata; Actinopteri; Pomacentridae
Exons: 2
Coding region: 871-1533 (220 amino acids)
Source: RefSeq, a predicted model, not a curated record
AACAAACACAAACAAUAAAGUAACUAACAAACAAACAAUCAUCCAGCGGUCUGUGACAGUGACCGUUUCAUUUAGGUCUGAUCAAAUUGCUCCUCAGCCUUCCAUGAGCUCCUGUUUCCUUCAACCAUCCAACAGCUUCAGAGUAUCUGAGUAGCAUCAGCUGUUACCGGGCAGAUAAAACUAUUAUCAGUGGCAAAGACUGACGGACUGCAGUAGUGCUGCAGUGACAGAGCAGAUGAUUGGUUAGUUUCUCCACCUUAGACCUUAUCUGCUAGGAUGUCCAGUCUCCAUGGAGCUGGGAGGGUUCCACCUCACACCUGCAGCAGGUAUGAGUUCUACCAGGAUGUCCAGGUUCUCCUCCACGCCCCCAGAAAGGCCCGAGCCAUGAGACUCUCCACUUAUCCGUCGGAAGUCAUACGACUGAGCAACCUUGGCGGAGUACUGUGCUUUUCAAACCCGAGACAGAGGGGUAACUCUAGCCUGCUGACUUCCGUGCGACAGCGUCACUUCCGUGCGACAGCUCAGUGCGACAUGGGUACCUCUAUGUACCCUGGGAAAGACCCACAUCUUAGAAUGGCAAAUGAAAAGAUAGCUGACCUGCUGGAAGAUGUUCACCGUCUCUCCGCUGAGCUGAGGGACAAAGACGCUCUGCUGGCCAGGACUAUGGAGGUGACCCACGAGCAGUCCAUGAGGAUUGCCUCACUCUCUGUGGCCUUCCAGGACACGGCACCCUGGGAUUCCUCUUGUCGAUGACCCUCGUCCUGCUCUACACCCAACCGCCAGUGAUCGUGGACAGAGGUAGUGAUCCGGGGCAGGCAGAAGACCCCAGUCAGAGCCGUCUCACCUCCACUUUCCCUCUCGAACCGUUUCAUGGCUCUGUCGCAGAUUGAAGAAAAGCCAGCGGUUUUCUCUGCACCAGCAGCCAACGGCGUGUCAGCGGCUUCCUGCUCCAACGACCCGGCAUCCAUGGGCCCGGCGGCUCCCCCUCCGCUGCUGGACAUCGAGACGGCUGUACACUCCGCCGGAUCGGCAUCCCCGCCGGUUGCAGUCCCGGAUCAGCAGCUGUCAUCCCGCCCCUCGACCUCUGCUUCACGCCGGAGGCUCCUAGAGGAGGCUGUGCGGAGGCGUUCGGGAGCCUCCACUGCCCUGGCACGACCCUGGAUCAUCGUCCCGGCGCUGAGUCUGCUACCUGUCAUGACGGUCAUCAUCAUCCGGAGCCCACGGAGCUCCCCUCCGCCAGACCUGGCACUGCUGUCGGCACAAGGACCUCCGCCUCCCCUCCCGCUGAGCGGCCCGCCUCAGCGCUACAGCGGAGGGACACACGCCCAGCUCCGGCUUCUCUCCCUGCCCGUCGCCCGAAGGUGCCAGCGAAGCGUUCCCCAGCUCCAGAUGGAGGCGUUGCUGGCUUGCCCCACCAGUCACCUCGUCUACUGUUUAGUCCCACAACUCUCAUCAUCGGCGACAGCAUCGUCAGAAACAUCCAUUUCUUCAACGCCAACACUCUGUGUUUUCCUGGCGCCACCGUUGCUGUAAUCCUGGAGAAACUUCCUGAGCUGCUAAAGUCCAUCCCAUCCUCAGUAUGCCGUGUGAUAAUUCACGUUGGCACAAACGACACGACCUGGCGACAGUCUGAGCUGAUGAAAAAGGAUUUUAUGGACCUCGUCAGACUUGUGGAAAGCUGUGGUAAGUCAGUCUUCGUCAGCGGACCAAUUCCGACUCUGUCUCACGGUGCCGAGCGCUUUUCCAAAGUCCUCAGUUUGAGCACCUGGCUCCAGCACACAUGCACAGCUCACAACCUGAAUUUUAUUGACAAUUUUAACCUCUUCUGGAACCGCCCUGGAAUUUAUCGACACGACGGACUGCAUCCAAGCACACUGGGCAGCUCGGUUUUAACAGCAAACAUACACCACGCGGUUCAAUCAGCACCUGCUGACUGACUGCCCACAGGCCACGCCCACUCACCACACACCUCACACACCUCCCCUCUUUCCACGGAGACACGGGACAACAUCACCCACAACAUCCCAGCUGUAGUUUUUAACAGAUCACACAGAACCCGGACUGUUUUUAGAUCAAGAACUUUGAUUCCUUUAAAACGCCAGGAGGAGCACGCGUUUGGCACGAGCAUCAACAUGGCUGUGCUGAAUGUGCGCUCUCUUUUAAACAAAACUUUUAUUACUAACGACCUGAUUUUAGAUAAUAAACUGGAUAGUCUUCUCCUGACAGAGACAUGGCUUGGCACUGAUGCACCUGCUGUUCUCACCGAGGCUUCCCCACCAAAUUUUAACUUUUUAUUCUCCACCAGACAGAGUAGAAGAGGAGGCGGAACAGCCUCCAUCACUAGAAAUGCUCUCACCCCAACCGAAGUGUCUUUUAACAGUUACUCAUCAUUUGAGCAUCAUGCCUUUGUUUUUAGCAGCACUCAGAUCCUCUGUUUAACAGUGUACAGACCACCCCAUCACUCCAGCCUUUUUAUCAGUGAAUUUUCAGAACUUUUAUCAAUCAUUCACACCAAAUACAACAGAGUUUUAAUAACUGGUGAUUUUAAUCUACACAUCGAUAACACCUCGGACCCAAUGUCCAGAGACUUUUUAAAUCUUUUAAACUGCCUUGAUUUUAAGCAACAUGUCACGCAGCCGACUCACAGCAGGGGACACACCCUGGACCUGGUUCUAACCCAUGGCCUGUCCAUUGGACCUGGUUCUAACCCAUGGCCUGUCCAUUGGUGUGUCCUCUGUUGUUGACCUGGCUAUGUCUGACCAUUACUGUGUGUUUUUUAAUAUCACCAGUUUUAACCAGCAGGAGGCCCCGGUGAGAAUGGUGAGGAAACACUACCUAACUUCUGAAGUGGCUGCAAAUUUUAUUGAGAUUUUACAAAGCACUCCUGCCGAAAUUUUACCUGCACAGUGUGAUUUUAUCGUUGAUAAUUUUAACAGCAGACUGAAGUCAACCCUGGACUCAGUAGCUCCACUUUUAACUAAAAAAUCAGAAGAAAAUCUAUACCCACGUGGAGAAAAAAUGAUAAAAUCAAUCAAUUAAAAAGAAACUGCAGGAGUGCUGAAAGGAGAUGGAGGAAAUCAAAGUUAACAGUUCACUACGAAAACUUACGUCAACAACUCAAAACCUACAAUAAAGCAGUCUAACAGGCAAGAACUUCCCAUUUCGCACAGCUUAUCACAGACCAUAAAAACAACCCCCGGUUCCUCUUCUCCACCUUUAAUGUUUUAGCAGGCACUAAUUUUAAUAAAGCUGUUAAGACGCAAUCUGACGCUCUCUGUGAGAACUUUGCAGACCACUUCAGAACCAAAAUCAAGGACAUCGGAUCCAGCCUUUUAUCCCUACAAGUUUUACCUGUGAACACACCUGAUCUGCUGUCCUUACCUGAGGAAACGCUGGAGAGUUUUGCCCUGGUUGAUGCAAGGACGCUUGGUUGAGUUUUCUCCCAAGUGAACCCAACAACCUGCCUUUUAGAUCCAAUUCCCACACCUCUCUUAAAAUCCUUUUAUGGAUUCUUUGAGGAACAGUUUUUAAACAUUAUAAAUUGCUCUCUUCAGACGGGUGCCUUCCCCACUGCCUUUAAAACGGCGGUGGUGAAGCCCCUUCUGAAGAAGAGCAAUUUAGAUCCCAAUGUUCUCAAUAACUACCGUCCUGUAUCCAACUUACCAUUUUUAAGUAAAAUUUUAGAAAAACUGGCUUUUAACCAAGUCAAUGACUUUUUAUACAGAAUUAACAUUUUAGAAAAACAUCAGUCUGGUUUUAGAAUGAACCACAGUACAGAGACAGCACUUUUAAAGAUUUUAAAUGACAUCAGGUGGAAUUUGGAUAAUAAAAAACUCACAGUGUUGGUUCUACUGGAUCUAAGUGCUGCUUUUGAUACAGUAGACCAUCAUAUUUUGUGAAACAGACUCAAACACCUGGUCGGCCUCUCUGGUACUGUUUUUAACUGGUUUGAUUCCGACCUCACAGACCGUUGUUUAUAUGCAAGUAUGGAUACGUGUUCCUCAGGAACCCAUGAAAUUAGGUGUGGGGUUCCCCAAGGGUCAAUUUUAGGUCCCAUUCUUUUUAAUCUUUGUAUGCUUCCUCUUGGGGACGUCAUCAGGAGACACGGCAUCAGUUUCCAUAGCUACGCUGACGAUACACAGCUGUACAUUGCUGUGUCUCCUGAUGACACAGGGCCAAUAGAUACCCUUUUAAACUGUAUUUUAGACAUUAAGUCAUGGAUGGCAGUGAACUUCCUACAGCUCAACCAGGACAAAACUGAGGUUUUAGUUGUAGGUCCUGAAGGCCAGAGAGAGAAACUUUUAUCUAAACUACAAGAUUUUAAACCAGCAAAAUUUGUAAAAAACCUGGGCGUGAUUUUCGACUCUGAGCUGAAUUUUAUGUCACAUAUUAAAAAUAUAGCAAAAAUAGGUUUUUAUCAUCUGAAUAUGGAAGCAAAUCAGACUCAUCAGAUUCUGAAUUUUAAAAGCUGCUGAAUUUCUUACUUUGAAUUUUUUUGCAUCAAAAUUACGUAUGUGAAUUUUUUUAUGCCUGAAUUUAGCUCAUCAAAAUUCUAAAAACCAGUUAAAAAUUCAAUGUCUUCAAAAUUCGCCAUCAAAAAAAUUCGGUCUUCAAAAUUCGUCGUCAAAAAAAUUCAAUGUGUUCAAAAUCCGCCAUCAAAAAAUUCAAUGUUCAAAAUUCGCCAUCAAAAAAUUCAAUGUUCAAAAUUCGCCGUCAAAAAAUUCAAUGUUCAAAAUUCGCCGUCAAAAAAUUCACUGUUCACAUCCAGGGGACUCAGGCGUAAACAAUCGAUCUUGGCCAAACUGGAACCAACGCCCAGCCAAUCACGUGACGCUCCUCCGGUCAUGUGACGCAGACGGUUCACCUCACAAGACUGGGGUCAACCACGGCUGCCAGUGUGAACGACGGGGCUUCACAACACCAUCUGAACUGACCAGUCUGGUGAAAUUCUGGACUGGAUGGGAGACUCUACCAAGAACUCUCUCCUCAGAAGUAGUGAAUGGCAGAUACCUGACAGCCUCCACCUGCUAUGAGACCUUACAUUCCCAGGACAUUACAAGGACUACGCAUCAUUUAAGACUGACAUCCUGGCCUGUAUUUGCACUUGCCAGUCAAGAUAUGUUGUGUGUUGUUCUCUAGUUAGUUUUACUUGACUGACAAAACUAAGUGCACUGUUGGAUUCCCUCCCCUACCUGUUCUCCCAACUCACCUGACAGGUUAUCUGGCUCAAGUAUGCGUGUUUCUGCCAUACAUUUAAUGUAUCUGAAGUUAAGAUAUUUCUGGUGAACAAUAUAUGCAAUCACAGCAUUAAAGCAGGAGUUAAAAAUGAACUGGACUGUACUGACUUUAUUUUGUCACUGGUGAAUGGGAUGAAAAUCCGUUGCAAUAUUA